AUGUCCACCCCCAAGUCGUUCCGCUAUGUCAUAGAGCACAUGGAGGAGGAUGACGCUUCGACUCACGCUCUUCCCGCAUGGGUCCGCCUCGAGUACGCUCACAUGCUAAAGCGUGUCGGCUCGAGCUCUUCCGUCCACUUCACCUCCCUCUCCUCGACCUCCGUCAAGCCGCUCGCGGACUACCUCAACUCGCCCAAAGCCCAGCUCCACACCGAACCCAUCCUCAAGAUGCUCGAGAAAGCCUCGCCGCCUAUCCCGCAGGCAAGGGUAUGCCUCUUGGAUCCGAGAGCGCCGAAAGAGCUCUGUCCGGGAGAUGCGGAGCUGUUUGACGUGUUCCUCUAUGGUGGAAUAUUGGGGGAUGAUCCGCCCCGGGACAGAACGGGGGAAUUGCGGAAGCUGGGAUUCGAGGGGAGACAUCUCGGGGCGACGCAGAUGACGACGGAUACGGCUGUGGGGGUGACGAAGAUCGUGGUUGAGGAUGGAGUGAAACUGAACGAGAUACCAUACGUAGACUUCCCGACCAUCAGCUUCAAUGCCCAUGAAUCUAUCGAGAUGCCAUUCCGCUACGUCGCAGACGAGAAGAAUGAGCCCAUACUUCCGCCAGGAAUGAAGGAGCACCUGAAAGCGGACCUCGACCGAACGAUAGAUGACUUCUAG
Messenger RNA from Dioszegia hungarica, 657 nucleotides. Its product is annotated as SAM-dependent RNA methyltransferase. NCBI's taxonomy places the organism in Eukaryota, Fungi, Basidiomycota, Tremellomycetes, Tremellales, Bulleribasidiaceae. The coding region runs from base 1 to 657 and encodes 218 amino acids. Gene Ontology annotation, biological process: peptidyl-arginine methylation. The transcript has 6 exons. Gene Ontology annotation, molecular function: protein-arginine omega-N monomethyltransferase activity. The record is from RefSeq and is a predicted model, not a curated record.